Molecule: messenger RNA, 1596 nt
Organism: Geosmithia morbida
Lineage: Eukaryota; Fungi; Ascomycota; Sordariomycetes; Hypocreales; Bionectriaceae
Product: Sugar (and other) transporter
Exons: 4
Coding region: 1-1596 (531 amino acids)
Biological process (GO): transmembrane transport; carbohydrate transport
Cellular component (GO): membrane
Molecular function (GO): carbohydrate:proton symporter activity
Source: RefSeq, a predicted model, not a curated record
AUGGCCCAGGCCGGUAGACAGACGAGUCUGUACAACAGGCUUGUCAUUGCUUUUGUCGCCCUCGGUUCAACUACGUACGGAUAUGGAUCCUCUAUCAUCGGUAGUACCAUCGGGCAGGCUGGUUGGUACUCCUAUUUCGACCUGCCCACCGAUGGCACGCCCGGCUACGCGACCGUGACGACGCCUGUCAUUGCCACGGCCAACGGACUGUUCUCUGCCGGUGCUGCCGUCGCUUGUCUGAUUCUCAUGUGGUCCUGCGACUACCUCGGACGUGUUCGCAACAUGCAGAUCGGCUGCCUUCUCGGUAUUCUCGGUGGUGCUCUUCAGGCUGGCGCCCAGAGCCUCGCCAUGUUCCAGGCCGGUCGGUGGAUCAUGGGUAUGUGCGUCGGCUUCAUGGUGACCGUCACGCCCAUGUACCUCUCAGAGAUGUCCAGCCCUCUCAGCCGUGGAUGGUUGGUGGGCCACCACCCCAUCUUCCUCGUCUUCGGCUACAUGCUGUCGUCGUGGAUCGGUUUCGCCGUCUACUUCUCGCCCGACCUCGAGUUUGGCUGGCGCUUCCCUCUCGCCUUCCAGGUCCUGCCCCCGAUGGUCCUCCUCAUCGGUUCGCCCUGGGUGCCCCGCUCUCCCCGCUGGCUCCUGUCCAAGGGCCGCAAGGACGAGGCCUGGAAUGUGCUCGUCCGUCUCCGCCAGUCGGACGAGGACCCCGAGAACAUCGUCGCCAAGGAGGAGUUCUACCAGAUCGUGAAGCAGAUCCAGCUCGACGCCAAGAAGCUCGAGGCCCACGGUGGAAGCAUCUGGAAGGCCAUCAUGCAGAAGAAGUCGUACCGCAGGCGCAUGGUUAUCGGUUUCCUGACGCAGUGGGGUGCCGAGUUCGGUGGUCCCCUCAUCAUUAACAACUAUGCCGUCAUCCUGUACACCAGCCUUGGUCAGACGGGUUACAUGCCCCUCCUCCUUUCGGCCGUCUGGCUCACGACGGCCGGCCUCAUAUACAACCCCAUGGGCGCCUGGCUGCACGACAAGGUCAACUCGCGCCGUGGCAUGUACAUGGUUGGUUUCGCCGGCAUCGUCGUCACCACGUCGGUCAUGUCGGCCAUGAUUGCGCGCUACGCGGGGACCGACAACACGGCCGGCAACGCCAUCGGCGUCCUCUUCAUGUUCCUGUACCUCGCCUUCCAGGGAACCUGCUGCGACACCACCAUGUACCUUUACGUGUCCGAGAUCUUCCCCACCGAGAUCCGCUCCAUCGGCAUGGGCUUCUCGCUCUUCGGCCAGUUCACUGCCACCAUCAUCCUCCUGCAGACGGCCCCCAUCGGCUUCGCCGCCGUCGGCUGGAGGUACUUCCUCGUCGUCAUCUGCUGGAGUGUCUUCUUCCUGCCCGUCAUCUACUUCUUCUGGCCUGAGACGGCUAGGCUCUCCCUCGAGGAGAUUGGCAAGCAGUUCGGCGACGAGGUCGCCGUCCACGUCACCGACGCCACGGAUGAGGAGAGGGCCGAGCUGGACCGCAAGAUCGCGGCCGGCGACGACAUCACCCCGACCGAGUCGGCUGCCCCCACCUCUCCUCCCAGUGAGAAGGGCGACGGCGAUGUCAAGCGGUAA